Molecule: messenger RNA, 1819 nt
Organism: Puntigrus tetrazona (Sumatra barb)
Lineage: Eukaryota; Metazoa; Chordata; Actinopteri; Cypriniformes; Cyprinidae
Gene: mnx2a
Product: motor neuron and pancreas homeobox 2a
Exons: 3
Coding region: 194-1111 (305 amino acids)
Biological process (GO): spinal cord motor neuron cell fate specification; central nervous system development; neuron projection morphogenesis
Cellular component (GO): nucleus
Molecular function (GO): sequence-specific double-stranded DNA binding; DNA-binding transcription factor activity, RNA polymerase II-specific
Source: RefSeq, a predicted model, not a curated record
UAGAGAUGAAAACACGCAGUUAUAGAGUAACAAAGUUUCCUCGAUUGCCUUAAAGAAUUAGAUAAUAUUACGCACGGUCAGGCGAACAGCUUGGUACAUCUUAAGUAAAAGUUUUGACUGGCACGCGCUUAAACGUACACUAUUUAAUAAUAUAUUCAGCUCGUAAGAUUCUCGAGAGCUGAAGUUUUUCUCAAUGGAUAAGUCGAGGAACUUCCGAAUAGACGCUCUGUUGUCAGAGAGCUCUCAGCGGAUGGCGCGCGAGGCUUCGCCGGGACUGUGCACCGACGGCACCGACAUCGAGCCUGCGACCUGCAAACGGACAGAGAGCUCUCCUCCCCGCGCUUUCCAGCUCCAGACGGGGGUCAUACCCAAACCGGGCAUGCUGAACAUCUCUCACCCAGGAUUAACGUCGCUUUCCCAAGGGUCUAUUCCGGGAAUGUAUCCCUCGCCUAUGUACUCCAUCACGGCUCUUGGAGCGCAGCAUCCCACCUUCGCGUAUUCAGGCUUCGCGCAGCCGUACCCCGAGCACCUAAAAGCGGCGGCCGUGGCCGGUUCGUUUCCGCUAGAGCACUGGCUCCGCGCUGGACUCAUAAUGCCUCGCCUCGCAGACUACAGCGGGGCACCUCAGUCUGGUUUAAUAGGAAAGUGCCGGAGACCACGCACGGCCUUCACCAGCCAGCAACUGUUGGAGCUGGAGAAUCAGUUCAAACUCAACAAGUACCUGUCACGGCCCAAACGCUUCCAAGUGGCCACCUCUCUCAUGCUGACUGAGACUCAGGUGAAGAUUUGGUUCCAGAACCGACGGAUGAAGUGGAAGCGCAGCCGUAAGGCUAAAGAGCAGGCUACGCAGCUGGAAACAGACGGCUCCAAGUCAGGCAAGAGAGAAACCAAGCCCAAAGACCUCAGUCGCUGCAGUGCACAUGAUGACGAUGAGGAUCUGGACGCCGAGGAGGAAGACGAAGAAGAGGAGGAAGAGUUCAGAAAAUCGAUCAACGCAGGCGUGGGUCUUCCUCACCCCUCGGACUUCCUGAGCUACAGCUCUCACGGCUCUUACUCUGACGACGACCUAGAAGAGAUCGGAGGAGACCGAAAGAUCAGGCUCGGGUUAUGAAGAACUGAUGGCACCCGCACGUCCACGAACUGGACGGGUUUAAAGACUGAAAGCUGUUGAUGUCAAAACUAUCCCUUAGACCCAACGAGUUCCUUGUCCAUGACGUUUGUAGUCAAAAAAUGUCUUAAUUCAUGAAAAUGGUCUUCCAGUUUAUUUGCACUUAAUAUUUUUCUUGGAACGCUGCUUGUAAACUGCAAAUGUAUGCUAUUUCAGACUAACGUUUUUUUUUUUCUUAUGUGAUCAGAAUAUUUACUUUAUGUGCUAACACGGACAUUUCGGUUGAAAAAAAAGGAAAGCUGUUGAACCAAAACGAGGAAGCCUCGCACUGAAACGUCACAGGCUGACACUUGUGCUCACUGGUCUCUUGAACACGUUUAAUUUAAUAGUGCGUAGUCAAGAGUGGGUGCUGAAGAACAGAUGAUUGUCCAGAGGUCAUCAAUGUCAGCUUUCUUUCAGUAACCAUUGACUGGAACACGGAGGAACUGCUAAAUCCUCUGUAAAUAUUGAACAAGGGCAAACUGUGAACGGUGCAUUAGUUAGUCCAUUAGUUUAUGUCAUGUUGUUGAUGUUGGUGUCUUUAAUGUUAUUUAACUGUUAUAGAUUAUAUCUAAUUUAUUCAACCGAUAUCAGGACUCAGUCUGAAGGAUGUGUGACCUUUAAGAUUGCCGGUAAAACAUGUACUUGGAGACAAAAGGGAAAUAAACAAAA